Messenger RNA from Arachis duranensis, 840 nucleotides. RefSeq lists its product as uncharacterized. The transcript has a single exon. Bases 1 to 840 code for a protein of 279 amino acids. Gene Ontology annotation, molecular function: zinc ion binding; nucleic acid binding. The record is from RefSeq and is a predicted model, not a curated record. Lineage: Eukaryota; Viridiplantae; Streptophyta; Magnoliopsida; Fabales; Fabaceae.
AUGGAGCGAGCACUUCAAGCACAGCUGGCGCUGAAAGAGCAGUGUGUCGAGUUUGCUACCUAUCUGCUCACUCGGGAAGCAUUGCAUUGGUGGCAGGGGACCCGACGUCUCCUGCAACAGGGUGAUGACCCUAUCACCUGGGAUGCCAUCCAAGAGGAAUUCUAUAGGAAGUACUUUCUAAAUUUCUCCAAGACGGCCAAGGAACUGGAGCUAUUGCUGCUGAAGCAGGGUGCUAUGUCUGUAUCUGAGUAUACAGACAAGCUUGAGGAGCUCUUUAGGUUUUCUCGCAUGUGUCAAGGAGCUCCGGGAGACUUCGAGGAGUGGAAGUGUAUAAAAUAUGAAGGACGGCUUCGAAGCGACAUAUAUAGUUCAGUGGGGCCUAUGGAGAUCAGGACUUUCUCCAGGUUGGUAAACAAGAGCAGAGUUGUCGAAGGGUUUGUAAAGAAGGCAGUUGCAGAGAGAGGAAGCCAUAGGGGACCAUUCCCACAGAACCGAGGGAAGAGCUUUACUCCUAGAGGUCCGCCUUUCAAGUGGGGAGGUUUUGUAACACAGCAAACUCAGGGUCAGAAUAACUUCAGAAGGCCUAACAAUAACAAUAUCCUGGGAAGAAGAUUUGGGAAGCAGCCUCUGAAUGAGCAGGCUUGUGCUAGAUGUAGGAGUUACCAUCCUGGUGUUCCGUGCAAGGCUGGAUGGAGCUUGUGCUACUCAUGUGGUAAGUCGGGGCAUAAAGCCUCCAACUGUCCGGAGAAGCAGAGACAGGGUGCUGGGACAGCACAGCAGCCUGGUCGAGUGUUUACUACUUCAUCUGUGGGUGUCGAGGGAUCCGAGACACUUAUCUGA